GAACCAACUACAGCAGCAUCAACUACUGAAAUACAAACAACAGAACCAUCCACAACCGACGUACCAACAACAGAAUCAUCUACUACUGAUGCACCAACAACAGAAUCAUCUACUACUGAUGCACCAACUACAGAGGCAUCGACAACUGAAGUACCAACAACUAAGUCAUCUACUACUGAUGCACUAACAACAGAAUCAUCUACUACUGAUGCACCAACAACCGAACCAUCUACUACCAACGCACAAACAACAGAAUCAUCUACUACUGAUGCACCAACUACAGAGGCAUCGACAACUGAAGUUCCAACAACUGAGUCAUCUACUACUGAUGCACCAACAACAGAAUCAUCUACUACUGAUGCGCUGACAACUGAAUCAUCUACUACUGAUGCACCAACAACAGAAUCAUCUACUACUGAUGCACCAACUACAGAGGCAUCGACAACUGAAGUACCAACAACCGAAUCAUCUACGACUGAUCAACCAACUACAACAGCAUCAACUACUGAAAUACAAACAACAGAACCAUCCACUACCGACGCACCAACAACAGAA
Messenger RNA from Anneissia japonica, 555 nucleotides. RefSeq names its product salivary glue protein Sgs-3-like. The transcript has a single exon. The record is from RefSeq and is a predicted model, not a curated record. NCBI's taxonomy places the organism in Eukaryota, Metazoa, Echinodermata, Crinoidea, Comatulida, Comatulidae. The annotation marks the transcript as partial.